Molecule: messenger RNA, 7027 nt
Organism: Argiope bruennichi
Lineage: Eukaryota; Metazoa; Arthropoda; Arachnida; Araneae; Araneidae
Gene: snama
Product: E3 ubiquitin-protein ligase RBBP6-like
Exons: 16
Coding region: 480-5621 (1713 amino acids)
Biological process (GO): protein ubiquitination; ubiquitin-dependent protein catabolic process; mRNA processing
Cellular component (GO): nucleus
Molecular function (GO): zinc ion binding; nucleic acid binding; ubiquitin protein ligase activity
Source: RefSeq, a predicted model, not a curated record
UAGCGUCAUAAGAUAAGACCAGUUAGAGCGACCCCGUAGUGUUGUGUCGUAUGAGAUGAAUUACAAGUUGUUUUGAAACAACUAUUUUGUUGUUCUAUUUAAGCAAAGCAAUUAAAAAAAAAAAAGCAAGUUUUUUCGGUUAUCAUUAUUUUGAUGGAGAUAUCUCGUACCAUUUAUCCUCGUUUCAAGAUCAUUCUACCGUGAAUAUUCUGUUUUGGAAAUUUCACUACCACAGGAGGAAAACGGCCUGGUAACCUCGUAAGCGGAUAUAACCUUCUAGUUCUUUCCUUCGUGAUCCUUUGUGGAAACUCCACUCCUACUUCUCAAAACAUGCUGCUUUUAAAGAGGGCCAACUUUUUGAUGUGAAGAUGCAGGUAUUCUAAGCCUGAGGAUGUGACAACAAAGCGUGUUGGAUCAUAGAACUCUUAUUCUUACUAUUCCCUGUUGGACAUUUAUAAGUUCAAAGAACUAGUGUGAAGAUGUCUGUUCAUUACAAGUUCAAAAGUAAUUUAGAUCAUGAUACUGUGACUUUUGAUGGCUUGAACAUUUCUGUGGCUGAUUUAAAAAAGUCUAUUAUGCAACAGAAAAAAAUUGGGAAAAGUUCAGAUUUUGAUCUGCAGAUUACAAAUGCGCAGACAAAAGAAGUUUAUGACAAUGAUGAUAUGUUAGUGCCAAAAAAUACUUCAGUCAUUGUGGCUAGGGUACCUGUCCAAGGAGGAACUAAGAAAAGCUGGGAUAAGCCUGAUCUUCCUCUUCCCAUUGAUGAUGAUGAUAUGGGCCAUAUACGAUAUGAUAGAAUUGCCAAGAAUGCUGAUCUAGUCAAUGCCAAUACUUCUGAAGAAGAUAAAGUAAAAGCAAUGAUUACACAGUCCAGCCAAGAAUAUGAUCCUUCGAAAUAUGUUAAAAGCCGCAGUAUGACGGGACCUCUUCCCCCAAGUUAUACAUGUUUUCGAUGUGGCAAGCAGGGACAUUGGAUAAAAAACUGCCCAACAAACAAUCCCGAUGUCAAACGUAGUACGGGAAUCCCUCGUAGUUUUAUGGUUCCUGUAGAUGGCCCUGAACAUAAAGGUGCUCUUCUAACAAGCUCAGGCGAUUAUGCUGUUCCUCUUAUUGAUCAUCAAGCUUACAAAGAAGUGAAGAAAGAAAAGCCUCCAUUUGUUCCGCAAGAUGAACCUAUAGCUGAACCUGAGGCGGAAGUUCCAGAAGAACUGCUUUGUAUGGUUUGUAAGGACCUAUUACAAGAUGCUGUAUUAAUACCAUGUUGUGGUAACAGUUUUUGUGAUGAAUGUGUCAGACAGGUUCUGUUGGAAUCUGAAAACCAUGAAUGCCCAGUUUGCCAUGAAGUUAAUGUAUCUCCGAAUACUUUAAUACCUAAUCGAUUUUUACGAACAGCUGUAUUAAAUUAUAAAAAUGAAACUGGAUAUACUACUAAAAUAAGAAAAGCUGCAUUCUUGAAAUCACCACCUAUUCAAAGAGUUGACUCGCCUCAACCUUCACCUGAUUCUACUGUUGAAAGCCAGUCACAUGGAACUGAUAAUUCUACAACUCCGUUUGAUCAUAGUCCUAAAAAUUCUGAGUUUAAGAAAGAUUCUAUUGACCUGGAUACUGCAAUCAAGAAAGAUGAUGAUGAAAAUUUUUCAGCCUCUGGUAUUCAAACUCCUGAGAAUUUGACUCCCAAAGGCAUUAUUGAAGAAGAUUCUGAUGCUCAACCUGGUACUCCUCUUGCUGAUGAGCCAUCAAAUGAUGGGAUUAGCCAGAACUUACCUAUUCAAACUAUUGGUCAAGAACAAUACAGCACUGAUAGAUAUGACUACCAUUCCAGUUCUAAAUAUUCUCGUAAUCAUCGUGAUGACUAUCGUCGUCACUAUGAUGAAGAUUCUCAUGAGCCUCGACCCAUCAGCACUAUAGAGACUAUUACUAAUACACGAAAAAAUAAAUACGGUCGUCUUGGUCCCAUACGACAGCAUUUUCCUGAUCAGCGCUCUCAUCGUGCAGAUGACAGAUCUGAUAGUUAUUACCAUGAGAGGGAUGAUUACCAUAGUAGAUAUGACAAAAGGCACACUAAUGACAGAAGUUCUCGAAGAACAGGCCAUUAUGAUAAAUCUUCUCGUGAAUCCAGAUAUACUUCAAGUUCCGCUGCUGAUUAUUCUCUCCCUGAACGUGAUAAUGAUUAUGAUUUACCAAUGCGUAAUGAGGAUACUUUACAUAGACAUCAAGAUCGUUAUCGAUCACCACCACCCCAUCCAGUUCUUAUACCUGCUGUUCCAGCAAUGUUUACUGCACCUGUUGCUGCUAUUCCGCCUGCACAUCCUGCAUUAUUACCAACUCCUCAAGUUUUUCCUUCUCAACCACCUCCACCAGGUGCAUCACCUAUAAAUACUUCUCAUAUAACUUCUCAGCCUCCACCUCCUGGUGUUGGACCGUUACUUCCUGUUUCAACUGAUUCAAGUACUUUUGUAUCUCGUCCUUUUGAAAGUGAAGAUCCCUUAAAGGAUGCAUCUGUACCUAAUGAAAGGAGCAUUGAUGAUCGUAUGGAAGAAUUUCAAAGAAAACUGGAAAAACGCCAUCGUUACUCAAGAGAUAGAGGUAGCAGAAGCCGAAGUAGGAGUUCAGAAAGACAUCGAUCCCGAUCAUCAUCACGUUCUCGGUCCUAUUCAUCCUCAAAAUCCUGGACUCGUUCGCCCUCUCGCAGUUCACCUAGAUCAUCGCGUUCAAGGUCUCGCACACCUUUUUCAAGUCGUUCUAGAUCACGUUCCUAUUCCCACUCAAGAUCCAGAUCAUGGUCCAAGAAAAGAUCCUACACUAGAUCGCGAUCUCGUACACGAACUGGUUCUAGAUCGCGAUCUAGAUCAAGAACUGAAUCUUCGAUUAGAAGACGAGGUCAUGAUUCAAGAGACCGAUUGCGUUCUCCUGUUUCUAGAGGAAGAUCUCAUUCAUAUUCCCCGAAAAGUUAUCGAGUACCUUCUCAACGAAAUUUAUCUUAUUCUAAUAAGCAUAGUUACACUCCUCCUCAAUAUACCAGUGGAACCUCGUAUCAGUCACAGUAUGGACCACCUCCUACAAUUAUUCCAAUUCCAGUUGUACGAGCCCCUUCCUUCCCACCUCAUUUGCAUUCUAUGCCUCCUCCAAUUCAAACCAUACAUUCAAGACCAGUGGAGCAGUAUCCUGUUGAGAGGCAACCAAAGUAUCCUUAUGGUGAUCAGUAUCCUGUAUAUGACAUGUUUCAACCGAAAUAUCUUCAUCAACGAUACGAAAGAGACCAGCGAAUAGGAGAACACAGGAUUGCAAGAUAUGAUAAAAGAUCAGAAUAUCAACGACACCAAGAGGAAGUUCCCCAUCGUAUACCAGGAUAUAUAGGGGAGAGAUCAAGAGAUUAUAAACCUAGAUAUCGACAAACUAGAGAUCCUCAAAGGAAGGAAAUUCGUGAAUUGCCUCAAAUAUCGGAAUUGGAUAUGAGAGAUACCCAUUCUAAGGAAUCUAGUGUAGAAUCAUCUUCAAAAAAGAAAGAUGAAAAGUUUUCUAUUAAACACAAAAAGCAUCAUCAUCAUCAUAAAAGCAAAGAAGUGAAAAAAUUAGAUAAUAAAAUUCCUGUCAUGGUUAGCAUGGAAAAACCGCUUGAAUCAUCCAAAAAUCUUAUUAGUGUUGAACUAACUGCAGACAAAGAUAACGAGAAAAAUACUACUGUUGAAUUAGAUCCAAAAGCCAUUAAAAGCACAGAAAAGGUAAAAGAUAAAAAGCAUAAGCACAAAAAACAUAAAACAAAUGAUCAAUCUUUGAAGAAGAAAAAAUCUACUAAGAAGGAAAAAACUGAAGGUGCUCCAAGCAUAGAUACUGAAUUAUCUUCUAAGACCAAAAUUAGGAAAAAGAAAAUCAAAGUUAAAGCUACUGAUGAUAAUAAAGCUGCCAAUCCAGAAACAAAAGUAAUUGAACAAACUAUGGUUUCUGAACUAAAGGAUGAAACGGAAGAAACAGAAAUAUCUAAAGAUACAGCAAUUGAAGAUAAUGUGAAAUCAGUUGAAGAUCCUGAUGUAUUAGAUAUUUUUGCUGAUGACCCUGAAGCUGCUGAUUUGAAUGCAGAAUUGAAUCCUGAAGAUAAUUCUGCUGAGUUAGAAAAUGUUACUACUGAUAACACAGACUUUGUAGAAACUGAAAACAUUGAAGUAUCUGGCAAUAGUGAAGAGGAGGAAGAAGUUGAAGAAGCUAUUGAGGAUGAAAAUGUUCUCCAUGUUGAUAUGCCUGGUAUAUCCAAGUGGGAAAGAGAGGAAAGUGAAGAAGAAGAUACAGAUUUACCUCAGCAUAGAAGUAUAGUAAUAGCAUCUAAAGAUGAAAAGGGUACUUUGCCAUCUGAUAUCAUUUCCAGAGCUGAAAAUGUUCUACUAGCUAAGCAAUUUAAACCUAGAAUCGAUAGAAAAGAUGUGAGUGAUUCCAAAAAUUCUAGUGAUGUUUCAAGUCCUGAACACCUGUCUACGAAACAUAAAGAACCUUUGGAGUUGAAAAGUGUUGUUAAUUCAGAACAGCUAAAAUCUGAUAUUUUACAUGUCACUAUAUCUAGCAAUAAAGAUAAGCGGUCUGUUUAUUCCAGAAGAGAUGAUUCCAAAACUUCAAAGCAGGAAAGUGUGUCAAAACGCGAUAGGUAUGAUAGAUCUAAUCGUCACAAUCAUCAUGAUGAUAAUAGUAAUCGUAGAUCUGUGACUGUUCAUUCUGGAAGAAGUGAGAGAGAGAGAAUUUCUGACAGAAGUGAUAGACGAGAACGUAGACGUACUCCAUCAAGAGAAAUUGGCAGGAAUUCUUCACGUGAUCACAGAGAUCAUAGCCGCAAAGAAAGAAAUCGUGCAGAAGAUCCUCGUGAUGAAAGGAAACGAAGGCUUGAUGAUUAUCAUGGCAGUUCAAAAAGUCGUACUGAUUCUCGUGAUCGGUCUGAUAGACGGAGGCCAAAUGCUACAGCUUCUUCAUCUCGGAACAGAAAACCAUAUGAGAGAGAUUCUGCUCGUCAUUCAGAAAGAGAACAUAAACAAGAGAAUCGUAAAAGGUCUCGCUCAAAAAGUCAUGAAUCUAGUGGUAGCCAUCAUUCAAGCAAAAAGAAAAGUGACAGGAAAUAUAAUGAAACAGUUGAUGAACAUCGUUCCCAAAAAAGUAAUAAAGACCGAAUUCAAUUGGAGGAGAAAGAACCACCAAGGAGGAAGCACUCCCCUAUUAAGGCUCCAGAUAAUAGUACAAGCUUGCCUAAACCAGUUCGUAGAAAUUAUGAGGAUGAGUUGAAAUUUGAACCAGACUAUGAUGAUUUUAGUGAAGAAGAAAGGGCUCGUGAAAACAAAGAUAGACCCAAAAGAAAAGCUUCUUCACCUGAAAGUUCCAGAAAAGUAGCUAAAAUAGAAAGAAAUAGUAAAAUUGACUCUGAUAUGAAAGUACCUAAAACUGAUAAAUCUAGUGUCACUAGUAGUGUUUCUUCCUCUGCAGCUAGUGAAAGCGAUUCAUCUGAUUCUGAUGAUCAAAAAGGUAGUAAAAGCAAAAAUUCGGACAGUGAUUAUAAGCAAAAACAUAGGAAACCUAAGCAUAAGAAACACAAGAAACAUAAGCAUAAACACAAGAAGAAAAAAAGUCACAAAUCUAAAAAAGACUAAAUUAUAAUGUAUAGUUUUUUACUGCUUUUACUGAUACUUAGAGGGCACUAUCUAGUCCCAAAAAUUCUUAUGCAGGGAUUUAUCACAAGGACUCAUUUGUAAAGAUGAAAUCAAGCUAUAACUGUGAUACAUUAAAAUCUAAGUCUGUGGUUUUAUUUAUUGCUUGUAAUUGACCAUUUAACAACACCAAAAUCAAAUUUCUACUUAAAAAUUAAUGUGACUUUUUACUGAGCUUCUUCAUCCUAAUUGACUUCAAUAGAAGCAAGGACAUACAGUUUUCUUUGUAGUUGAGUUGUGCUUUGUGAUGUCGAGUUCUUUAAAAAAAAUUAUUCUUUUUGUUCAAAGAAUGUAUUACUUCACAAACUACUUUCAAAUUCGAUAUCAUAAUCAGGAAAUUCUCAUGGAACUGUUAGGGAUAAAAAUGCAAAGACCUGAAAAUUGUAUCUUAAUUUAUUACCUUAUAUUUCUUUAGAGGUUACAGUUCCUUUCAAGGUCCAUUUGUUGUGUGGAUUUUCACCAAUAUGACACUAUGUUGUGUAGAAUUUUUGUUAUUUUAAGACAAGCCAAUUUUAUUAUUGAAAUUGUUUCUGGAAAAUCUGUCAAUGUUCUUUGUAGAUGCUAUAAUUUUAUUAAGAAAUUGCUUUGAAAAGAAUACUUUUUUCAGUCGUAAAUUUUUUUGUAUAAGUAAAUGGUAAUUCUGAAUAAUUUUCAACAGUUUUGUGUAGAACACACUUGUAUAAACAUUUGUAAUCUGUAUAUAACUGCUAAAGUAUUCAGAAUUUAAAAAAAGCUUGUUUGUUUAAAAAAUUCAUCAAAAAGAUGUAUUUAUUUAUUUGAAAUCUCAUUCAAAUUUAAAAAUUCUGUAUUUUAUCUUGUAAAACAUGGUCGGGCUGUAUUUUGCUUAAAAUUAAUACCUUGAAAAGUUUUCUUUCCACUUGAAUGAAUAUUUUCUUAUUUAUUUUAUUUGAGUAUUUUAUUUGCAAAAAUAUGUUGCUUAUUGAGGUCUUCCCUUUGAAUUUGUCUGUAAAAAGGAAACAAUAAUAUAUUUGCCUAUCUUUGAGGGCAAGGUGUGAAAUCUUGUAAGAUGUUGAAUGUUAGUUUAUUAACAAAACUGUAUUCAACUAUGCAUUGUUUAGGAUGAGCAUUUUAUUUGAAAUGUAUUGAACAGUCUAUCAAGAAGAAAGCUUUUUUGCUUAAAAAUGAGUUUUGAAUUAAAUCCAUUCCAAGCAGUUUUAAAAUGUGUUAGGGUGAUGAGCUUCCUAUAAUCUUCCAGAAUGUAAAUAAACUUAAAAAAAAUUUGUUUGUACUGUUCUACAAUGAACUGAAUGAUUUUCAGAAGUUUGUUAUUUCAUGUCUUGUAACUGAAUUCAACUCAUUUGUAUAAUAAACACAUAUUGUUAUUUUGA